AUGGCUGAUUCCGACCCCCUCAUUCUGCUCCGCGAAGCGAUCAAGACCCAAGCGCCAUACCACCCUACAGCGUCCUCGGACCCAGCCUCGCCACGGGUCGAGCUCGCCCAAGCGACGCAUCUCGCCUUCCCGACGCGCGGAAUCGCCCUGCCCAUCGCGACGCCGACGCGUUUCAUCUCCAAUGACAAGCCCUUUGACCUGCGCUCCAUCUACUUUGCGUGGCUGAACCGCGACCAGCUCAUCCCUCAGUACAAUGCUGAAGCGACAGCGCUCAACGAAUCCUUGGGCGACAAGGGCAAAGUCCAGAACCUGGGGUACAUUGAGAAGCUAGAUCUCAUCACAUGGCUCGAGGGUGCGGAGAGUGAAUACAUUAUCCCGCUCGCGGGAGGCGAGGCGGCGGCAGCUGGAGGAGAAGCCGCGGCGGCCAAGGCUGGUGCGGCGGCGUCGACGGCCAGAGCUGGCAAAGGGACAUUGGAUCCAAGGCUGGCAAGCGUGUACAACGGCGAGAGGAAGAUGGGUGAUCGCAACACCGUCCUGCGGGGAAUCAAACCUACGGACUUUUCGCACGUACGCAAGCUCGCCGCGCCAUUCUUGACGAAGAAGUCGCAGUCUGCGCCCACAUCAACCACGGCCAACCCGACCACGUCUGUAUCCUCCAAGGUGUCCGGGCGUCGUCCCGACCCCAUUAUCCUCCUCUCGCCCUCUGCUUCUGCUCUCUUGCGCCUGAACAAUAUCCGCUCCUUCCUCCAGGAUGGAAGGUUCACACCCGCGGACACGGCCGCCUCUACGGCUUCCAUGCUCCACGUGCAGCGCAGCAUGCCGAGCAUCGACCCGAACCGGCCCCUGAGGUUCAUCCUCGUGGAGGGACCGGAGCAGUUCAAGCCCGAGUACUGGAACCGCGUCGUGGCCGUCUUCACCACUGGGCAGACGUGGCAGUUCAAGAACUAUAAGUGGAGCAGUCCGAACGAGCUGUUCAAGCACGUGCUGGGCGUGUACGUGGGCUGGCGAGGGGACGCUCCGCCUGAUAAUGUCAAGGACUGGGGCCACCGUGUUGUCUCGACGGCUGUCGACCGAUGGAGGGGCGAUGGCCAUGACGCAUCGCGCUUCAGAGACAAGGAGAUCACCGAGCAGAUUUGGAAGGCGAUCGAAGUCUCCAUGGUGCACAAGGGGUGGAGGAAGGAUGCCGCGCCGUCCUCCAUUUGA
Messenger RNA from Emericellopsis atlantica, 1203 nucleotides. RefSeq names its product RNA pol II accessory factor, Cdc73 family-domain-containing protein. Gene Ontology annotation, molecular function: RNA polymerase II complex binding. Gene Ontology annotation, biological process: positive regulation of transcription elongation by RNA polymerase II; transcription elongation by RNA polymerase II. The transcript is spliced from 2 exons. Gene Ontology annotation, cellular component: Cdc73/Paf1 complex. Bases 1 to 1203 code for a protein of 400 amino acids. The record is from RefSeq and is a predicted model, not a curated record. Lineage: Eukaryota; Fungi; Ascomycota; Sordariomycetes; Hypocreales; Bionectriaceae.